GGUACCUCAAGUGCGACACGGACGACGGCUGCGAGGCCAAGGAGGAGACGGGAGGCGAGGAGCUCUUCGAUGCAGUGAAUUCCUCCAUCGUCUCGGGGGACAGCAUCCGUUUCUUCGUCAAUGUCAACCUGGAGGUGCCGCCGAACGCCACCGCUGAAAAUGAAAGUGCUGGCUGCGUGUUACUGCACACAUCAAGGAAGUACCUGAAAUUAAAGAAUUUUGAGGAGGAAGUCAGAGCCCACCGAGACCUGGAUGGGUUCUUGGCCAGAGCCAGCAUCAUCCUUGAUGAAACGGCCACCUCCUUGGAUGAUGUUCUUCGAGAGAUGCUGAAACACUUUGCUGAAGAUCCUGAGAACAUGGAGCCAAGCUGCAACUUUGAAAAAAUCAUGAGCACUUUAUUCACAGAUUCAGGGACCCCACGAGAAGGGAAUGGCACCCAUGAUGUUUCAGAGUCAACAGGAAUGAAUAUACAAACAUGUACAUCGCACCUCAAAUUUCACCUCUUAUCAGAUACAAUUCAAGGGGUCACAGCGACAGUCACAGGGGUGCAGUAUCAGCAGUCCUGGCUCUGUAUCAUUUGCACUAUAAAGUCCCUUCAGCGACGUCAUGUUUGCAUCAGCCGCCUGGAGAGGCCUCAGAAUUGGGGUGAAAACUCCUGCGAAGUGAGAUUUGUGAUAUUAGUCCUGGCUCCUCCUAAAAUGAAAAGUACCAAAACUGCCACAGAAGUGGGCAGGACUUUUGCCACGAUGUUUUCAGACAUAACCUUUCGGCAGAAACUCCUAGAAACCAAAACCGAGGAGGAGUUCAAGGAAGCCUUAGUCCACCAACGCCACUUGUUGACGGUGGUGAAUCAGAGACCCUCAGCAAUGAGCGAUGGGCACAAGUCGCACAGUCCUAAGCCACUCAAGUUGCAUGAGUUUCUCAAUGUUGGCAAGGGGAUUUCUGAUGACAUUGCACGAAGAUUUCCAGUGUACGCUUUGGACUUCACUGACGGUGUUAUUGGAAACAACAAAGCUAUAGGAAAAUACAUCACGACAAUGAUCUUUCUGUAUUUUGCCUGCCUCCUUCCAUCCAUUGCAUUUGGGUCACUCAAUGAUGAAAAUACCCGAGGAGCUAUUGAUGUGCAGAAGACAAUUGUCGGCCAGUGUAUUGGAGGGCUGCUUUACGCGCUCUUUUCGGGGCAACCUCUAGUUGUACUCCUAACUACGGCUCCUUUAGCACUCUACAUUAAUGUCAUCCGAGGAAUCUGUGAUGACUACAACUUGGAUUUCAGUGCUUUCUAUGCCUGGAUUGGACUGUGGAACAGCUUUUUCCUUGUGAUGUACUCCCUCUUUAACUUCAGUCUUCUGAUGAAGCUCUUUAAAAGGUCAACAGAAGAAAUAAUUGCACUUUUUAUAUCCAUCACGUUUGUGCUUGAUGCCUUCAAAGGCAUUAUUAAAGUUUUUAAGAAAUAUUACUACCAUGGGCGCGCAGGAGACAGUUACUUGGAAAAAGCACGAACUGAUGCUAUUCCAAGCCUCGGCAUCAAUACCACCUUCUUGAUGAAUUCAUCAGUGAGCAGAUCCAUGUCCCUAGAGAAUCAAACAGGCACGCAUGAUGUGCAUUAUGGACGUGAAACUGCCGUCCUUAGUCUCAUGUUGAUGUUGGGUACCCUUUGGCUUGGUCAUACGCUCUAUCAGUUUAAGAAAAGCCCAUAUUUGCAUGCAAGAGUACGUGAAAUUCUGUCCGACUGUGCCUUACCGAUUUCAGUAUUGACUUUCUCUGUUGUGGGUUCCUAUAUCUUCAAGGAAAUCGAAAUGUCCAAAUUUAACUACAACCCAUCUGAGAGCUUGUUUGUGCUGGCCCCGGUCCAGUCCCUCUCCAUCGGGUCAGUGAUGAGCGCCAUGGGGCUGGGGUUCCUCCUGUCAAUGCUCUUCUUCAUAGAGCAGAACAUCGUGGCGUCGCUCACAAAUGCCCCGGAGAACAGGUUGGUGAAAGGAACAGCCUAUCACUGGGACCUCCUUCUUGUUGCGCUGAUUAACACGGGGCUGUCAGUCUUCGGCCUUCCGUGGAUCCAUGCUGCCUUCCCUCACUCCCCAAUGCAUGUCCGCGCCCUGGCCUACGUGGAGGAGAGGGUUGAAAAUGGACACAUCUACGAGACGAUUGUGAGCGUGAAGGAGACCCGGCUGACAAGUCUAGUGGCAAACUUCUUGGUUGGCCUCUCGCUCCUGCUCCUUCCUUUCCCUCUCCAGUGGAUCCCAAAGCCGGUCCUCUAUGGCCUCUUCCUCUACAUUGCAUUGACCUCCAUUGAUGGGAACCAGCUCUUUGAAAGGGUGGUUCUCCUGCUUAAAGAACAGACUGCUUAUCCUCCGACACAUUACAUCCGCAGAGUGCCGCAGAGGAAGAUCCACUACUUCACAGGCUUGCAGGUCCUGCAGCUCCUCAUCCUCUGUGGUUUUGGCAUGUCACCGUUGCCCUACAUGAAGAUGAUCUUCCCGCUCAUCAUGAUAGGGAUGAUCCCAAUCAGGUAUAACCUGCUCCCUAGGAUCAUCGAAGCCAAGUACUUGGAUGCGAUGGAUGCAGAGCAUUAAACGAGGUCCUCCACACACGGAGCAGUGAGGACAGCUUUUUUGGAGUUGAAAGGCAGAUUUGCUGAGGCGUAGAACAAUCUAUCUGCAGUUCUUUCUUUCACCACUUUCUUUCUGCUCUAAUAUGGCAUUGGUAAUGCACACAUAUCAAAGACCAAUUGAGCGUUGAAGUGACAGACCAAAACAGCCUUGGACUUGGGAGGCCGAUGCUCUUUGGAGCUGUGAGGCAAGCAAGCUUUACGGAAAUGCUACUUUCCACAUCCCAAAACUGGAAACCCCAAAGAUGAGCAUGUCCGUACGGUUGGAGCAUGCCUUCACAGAGUUGUCAUGUGUUCCCUUGUUUG
Fulmarus glacialis (Northern fulmar) is the source of this 2911-nucleotide messenger RNA. RefSeq names its product solute carrier family 4, sodium borate transporter, member 11 (gene SLC4A11). The transcript has 19 exons. The record is from RefSeq and is a predicted model, not a curated record. Gene Ontology annotation, molecular function: solute:inorganic anion antiporter activity. Gene Ontology annotation, biological process: monoatomic anion transport; monoatomic ion homeostasis; transmembrane transport. Gene Ontology annotation, cellular component: basolateral plasma membrane; plasma membrane. The annotation marks the transcript as partial. Lineage: Eukaryota; Metazoa; Chordata; Aves; Procellariiformes; Procellariidae.